UGUUUAACAAGUCCGUCAGCAGACAGUGAUCACUCAAGUCAACAUAGCAAAUCUAAGUCCAAAAAUAAAACUGACUGCAAUGGUAAAAAAUCCACUCGCGGGAAGAUAUCAUCUGUUAGCAAUAAUGCUAUCCCAGGCCCGAGUGGCCAAGCAGUCGAGAGUGAAUCCUCUCUAAUUCUGAUGUCAGAGCUUGUGUCCGAGGUAAAAAACAUGCGGGAAACUAUGGACACUAGAUUAGAUGGUUUUCAGGAACAAAUAGACUCGUUUUAUUAUGAAGGCGGAGAAGACCACACAUAUGGUCAAUUUGACGAUGACGACGAAAUGGAUUACAUUGAACCGAGUCAGAAUAAACUCCAUAAAAGUUCACUGAGUGUAGGAACCGAAACCGGUUCCGUUGGCAUUGCAAACCAGUUGCUCACCACACACCCUGCGCAUGAACAGGAAGUGGCUAUGCCUUCCGGAGAGGAGAAUUUUGACGAGAAUGGCCUUUUGAGUGCUGUCCGUUCUAACUUGCUGCUUGAGCAGCCAGAGGGUGAACCUAUCGACGCAAAAUUGGCUGAACUGGUAACUGAACUCUUUGAGACCAGACCGGACGAAUCGUCCUUAUCGACAAAAAUGAAAUCGAUCAAGAGGCCUGAAAAUUGCCAUGGGUUGAAAACUCCCGAGGUAAACAAACUGCUGUGGGAUUCUAUCAAUCCCGGAGCUAGGUCUAUGGACUGUAGAAUGCAAAAAGUACAGAAUGGCGUGAUUAAAGCUGCCACAUGUGUUACCGCUACACUUGAAGUUCUGAUGAAGAACAAGAAGCAUAUCCCUUCUCCCGUCUACUCGGAAAUGGUUAACAAGUUAUCAGAUACAUUGACUAUGACCUCGUAUUCCAACAGGGAAAUUGUCCAGAGACGAAAAGAACUCAUAAGACCACAUCUGAAUUUCCAGUAUCGACCUUUAUGUGCUCCAAGUGCACCCACUUCAUGUGACUAUCUGUUUGGUGAUGAUAUUGCUAAAAGCCUGAAGGACAUGAAUAUGGCCAGUCAUCUUGGAAAAUCAAUCAGCAGAGGUCGUGGGUAUCACCAGACUGCUCGCUACAUGCCUUAUAAUAAUCAGUUUGGCCGCAGAGGCAGAGGCAGAGGUCGUGGUCGUGGUCGUGGAUUCCCACCUGGAUAUUUUUUAGCAGGGAACCCCCAAUACAACAGAGGUUUCGAAAAGAGAAGAGGAGGGGGGAAGAACUAGCAGUAUUGGCCCCAAUGAGCGAGAGUGAGGAUUCAGCUCAGGUAGACCUUUGAUGUUGCCUGUGCGAAAGGACCUGGUAACCAGUGUGGAAGGUCUCCCACAUCCCAUAGCCAGGAGGCUGAGACUGACAGCCUGCCUACUGUCCGGUAUUGUUUCACACAGAGAGGAAUUUCUGAUGACGCAGCCAAGUUCCUUGUCAAAUCUUGGAGAAAAGGAACACGCAAGCAGUAUGCCUGUUACCUCACAAGAUGGAAAAAGUUUUGUUCUCAAAGGAAAGUUGAUUUCAGUUUGCCAUCUUUAGCAGAUGUGUUAGAUUUCCUACUAUCGCUAGUCAAGGCUGGACUGAGUUAUAGCUCUGUGCACACUGCAAGAUGUGCAUUGUCUACUAUUGUAUUGCUUAAUGAUCAACCAUGUGGUAGUCACCCAAUGGUAUCUAGGUUCCUUAAAGCUGUUUUUCAAGAGAACCCACCAGUUCCUAAAUAUCUGGAGGUGUGGAGUGUAAAAGAUGUUCUUACAUUUCUGCAGAGUUUGCAAACUAUGUUUAUUUCUUUGAAAGAGCUAACUAUCAAGUUAGUACUGUUGGUGUCAUUGACAACUGCCCAGAGAGGUCAAACGUUACAUUUAUUGAGUUUAAACAACAUGACAGAGAAGAAAUCUGACAUUACUUUUCACUUUGCUGAUUUAGUUAAGCAAUCUAAACCUGGAAGACUGACAAAACCUCUGGUUCUUAAGGAGUAUUCAGUGGACAGACGUGUGUGUGUAGUCACUGUUCUGAGAGAAUACAUAAGAAGAACUGCAGAUUUGAGAGGUUCUGAGAAAAAACUGCUCAUUACCUAUAUUAAACCUUAUAAGGCAGUAUCACGGGACACUGUAUCACGGUGGAUAAGGACUGGCCUGGCUCAAGCAGGUAUUGACACUAACGUAUUUGCUGCACACAGUACUAGGGCUGCAGCUACAUCAGCAGCACGACAGGCCUCAGUGCCAAUCAGAACAAUACUUGACAAAGCAGACUGGUCAUCUGAGCAUACAUUUGCCAGUUUCUAUGAUAAGACAAUUGUUGCCAGAGAUAAUUGUUUUGCUGAAGCAAUUCUGCAAUGAGUUGAAUGAUUGGUAGAAGUAUGGUUCGGUGAUUUCAGAAAAGGAACAAAGUCUCCAAGUACAAUUCUGUUAUAUGAAUGCUUCAAUUAGUUUCAUGAAGUGUUUGGAAAUAUAGAUAUAGUUUGCUUACUGUUCUUUGCAAAUGUACAUUAAAAGAAAUGUACAUGUAUUUUAUUUGAUAACUUCGCAAUUGUUGUACUGAAAAACCUUUUGAUAAAGUUAUCAGGCAAUAUUGAAACAUAUCACAUGUAUUA
This is a messenger RNA of Haliotis rubra (blacklip abalone), 2579 nucleotides long. RefSeq lists its product as uncharacterized. NCBI's taxonomy places the organism in Eukaryota, Metazoa, Mollusca, Gastropoda, Lepetellida, Haliotidae. Gene Ontology annotation, molecular function: DNA binding. The transcript has 2 exons. Gene Ontology annotation, biological process: DNA integration; DNA recombination. Bases 181 to 1227 code for a protein of 348 amino acids. The record is from RefSeq and is a predicted model, not a curated record.